UCUAAUCUUUUCAUUUGACCAUACUCGAUCGACCUGAUUAUAUAUUGAAUGUCAUCAGGGUUAUCGAUUCAACCAUCAAAUUACUCUACGAUGAGCUAUAGUAGCUUAGACAUUGACACGUAGGUCAUUUCAAAUUAAUUGACAAGAUAAUCAAGUAACCGAAGGGACGAAACCCACAUUGAAUCUAGCCCUAAAAGUUUGACUCCCACUUCCCAAAUACACAGACACCAAAAAUUACCCGUACUUCUCUCUACUAAAAGACACCAAAAACUAUUUUCGUUCUUAAAAAUAUGAGCCUUUUCAAGAAAAUCAGAGAAAAAAUCUUGGACUAAGAAAAUCCUUAGAAUUCUGAAAUGGAUUUGAAUAUGUUUCGUUCAUUUAUGGAGGAUUCAGGGCUUGAUGUUUGGACAGUUAUGGAUAUGGCAAUCACUGUGGCAUGUGAAGAUCAUGAGAAAGAGUUGAAGAACAGAAGGGAUGGGAUCAUCGAAAGGCUUUAUGCACAGGCAUUUUCGAGGUGUAAUAGCUGCGUUUUCAAUGGAUCAGAAGGUAAAGAAACUGAAAAGAUUGAAAAUUUUCAGUCAAAACAAGAAUUGCAAGCAGAGAAGAUGGUGGAUAUGAAUGAAGAAGAUGAUCAUCAGAAGAAUAUCCUUGAAAUUAAGAAUCUUUUGGAUGACCCGACUCAGUCCGAGGGUUGUUUGGUUGAACUGCUUCAAAGUCUAGCGGACAUGAAUAUUACUUUCAAAACCCUCAAGGAAACCGAUAUAGGAAGACACGCAACUCGACUGCGAAAACAUUGGUCGAAUGAUGUUCGUAGACUGGUUAAGAUUCUUAUCAGGAAAUGGAAGGAUACUGUGGAUGAAUGGGUUAGAUUGAAUACUCCCCCUCAAGAAACCGAUUCAUUUGGCGAUCAUGGGAGGAUUGACCUUGAAGUUCUUCCUAAUGUUGAUAUUCAAGAUGGUUCUGUUUCUCAGUAUCAGAUUUCAGCUAGAAAGCGUCUUCACGAUAAUUUCCAGGAAGCUCAAACUGGCAAAAACCCAAAAACACCACGAAUUAUGGAUUUAAAGAACAAGAGGAAAACAGUGGAUGCAGGUUUCAUCAAGAAUGGGAGAGCUUUCGCGUGAGAUAAUUGGCUAUUAACUGAAUUUUGCAGAUGGUGAAGUUCAGUGUACAUUGGAAGGUGCAUCGAUCUUAGCCGUGACAAGUGACUUGAGUACGGUUGAAAUAGGAUAACUGUAUAUUGAAUGGAGUCCCAUGUGAUUUUGUUGGGUGAUCGUAGAACUCAUUAAUGUGCUGCUUUGACUUAGGAAUUAUGUUGCCUCAUUUUCAAAUAAUUGGUGCGAAUUCUCUUGUUCACACAACAAAACAUCUGCAUUCCUUGAUCUUAUACAUUAUGUUAGAAAUUUUUAUUAUUA
This is a messenger RNA of Olea europaea var. sylvestris, 1412 nucleotides long. RefSeq names its product probable mediator of RNA polymerase II transcription subunit 26c. The coding region runs from base 354 to 1121 and encodes 255 amino acids. Gene Ontology annotation, cellular component: nucleus. Lineage: Eukaryota; Viridiplantae; Streptophyta; Magnoliopsida; Lamiales; Oleaceae. The transcript is spliced from 7 exons. The record is from RefSeq and is a predicted model, not a curated record.